UCAAGGUUGUCAGUUAGGAAGUUCAAGCUAGGUCCAAUUCUCACCGACGUAGCCCGACUGACGGUCAUACCAGCGGGCCCCUGAGGGGUAGACAAGACACAUGGCCAGCGAGCUUACUCGAGCACCACGAUGUCUAAUUGGAAUUUGUGCUUGAAGCUUGAAGCGAUAUUGGAUAUCUUACGAGCCGUGAGUGGAUACGUCGGUCAUGCCGGUGUCAUAAAAACAAAGUACUUACUGGCGAGCUCGCCGCAAGCGGCACACCGCGGAGAAAUGAACCUAGACACCAUCAUACAUCAACAUUACUGUUAUGCUGUGGGUAAGAAGACACAAAGCAAGAUUUGCGAGGAUGGUGAGCUACGCGCGCGCGCACGGCGAAACGGUGUCCGGGACAUUGCAAAUAACACUGAAAUUAAGAUUUGAUAGGACAUUGCUUGACCAAGGCACAAUAGCAGCCAUAAUCCCGCAAAGGUGGCCUUUUGCAAUCGCUACACACCAACGUCAUGAUCAACAAACGGCC
Stereum hirsutum FP-91666 SS1 is the source of this 517-nucleotide messenger RNA. RefSeq lists its product as uncharacterized. The record is from RefSeq and is a predicted model, not a curated record. The transcript is spliced from 4 exons. The coding region runs from base 130 to 420 and encodes 96 amino acids. NCBI's taxonomy places the organism in Eukaryota, Fungi, Basidiomycota, Agaricomycetes, Russulales, Stereaceae.